This is a messenger RNA of Calidris pugnax (ruff), 1246 nucleotides long. It is a transcript of the gene OCIAD1, whose product is annotated as OCIA domain containing 1. Lineage: Eukaryota; Metazoa; Chordata; Aves; Charadriiformes; Scolopacidae. Bases 92 to 856 code for a protein of 254 amino acids. The transcript is spliced from 8 exons. Gene Ontology annotation, cellular component: endosome. The record is from RefSeq and is a predicted model, not a curated record.
CCCGCCUCCCCGUUGUGCGGUUCCGCGCACGCGCAACCCCGGCUCCGCUUCCGGGUCAGCCAUCGCUCUUCACUGCCCUCCCCGCCCCGCCAUGGAGGCCGGGCAGGGUCCCGGCGGCGGGGAGGUGGGUGACCCCUCCGAGAGGGAAGUCCCUAAGCCUUAUGUGCCGACAGAGGAGGAAAGAAGACUCCUCAAGGAAUGUGCUGAAGAGAGCGCCCGCUAUAGAGCUUUUCCUUUGGCUGCGGCGAGCAUGCUUGCUACUAGUUUCUUAAUUAGGAGAGGUAUUCUAAGGGACAGCUCAAGAUUUGGCUCUUUUACCAAAGUUGCAUUUGCUGGAAUGUGUGGAUACCUGGCUGGAAAGAUAUCCUACAUACCAAUCUGUAGCGAGAAAUUUAAGCAACUGAAGGAUUCCCCAAUAGGAGAUGUUCUACGACAAGCUCAGAGACAUAGUUCACAUAACCGUACCAGUCGGAAAUCUGAAUUUUCAGACAUGCCUCCUCAGUCCUUUACUGAAUCCUCUUCUCCAAGAGCUGGAUUCCCGCUCCCUUCUAGCUAUUCAGACGAUUAUAGUUCCACAGACCGAGCCCUCUCCAGCUACGAACCCGUUCCCUUCAGUGCUUCCCUGAAUGAAUCCUCGCCUACAGGAAUUACUGACUACCCUGCCCAAGAACCUGCUCCAAUUCCAGAAGAAAGUCGUAAAAAGAAAGGCAUCACAUAUGAGGAAUUAAGGAAUAAACACAGAGAGACGUAUGAGGUAAUGCAACCACCAAAGGUAGAAACUCCAAGCAAGUUUUCACAGGAAAAACCAGCUAAGGAAGUUAAAGUAAAUAAAUAUGGAGAUACCUGGGAUGAGUAAGAGCUGAGUGAAGAACCGAAGAGAAAGAUCUCCUGUCAGCUAACUUGAACUUCAUCUAGAUUAGUCACGAGUGUCGGCACCUUCCGUGUGUUCUGCCAGGCACAGCUAUUAAUACAUGAAGAGAAAAUCCUGCCUUGCCAGAAGAUUAAAGGCUUAAUAUAUAUAUUUUUUUUUUUAAUUUUGCAUAAAUGGCAAGCAGGGCUACUGUGAGGUGUCAUGACUAUUUGUGCUGUCGUUUAAGAAUGAAAAGGGUAACUGGUGAUAACUAAUACAGUUGUAUAGCAAAAGGUAAAAAGAUAAGUAAAUAAAUGCAAUCACACAUAUUGGGAAGGGAAAAAUACCUGAAUCUUCUCAAAUUUUCAAGACUUGAAUUAAAAGUUACCUGUAGAA